Messenger RNA from Malus domestica (apple), 1368 nucleotides. RefSeq names its product ribosomal RNA small subunit methyltransferase, mitochondrial. Gene Ontology annotation, cellular component: mitochondrion. Gene Ontology annotation, biological process: rRNA methylation. The record is from RefSeq and is a predicted model, not a curated record. NCBI's taxonomy places the organism in Eukaryota, Viridiplantae, Streptophyta, Magnoliopsida, Rosales, Rosaceae. Gene Ontology annotation, molecular function: rRNA (adenine-N6,N6-)-dimethyltransferase activity.
CUCUCACUUUUCAAGUUUUGAGCAUCAAACUUGCGAAGCCAAAAUUCCGACCACACCAACUGAAAUUUAAAUCUCAACGGUAAUAUGCUUCGAGUCCUAAAACCUCUUUCUGGACUCAGCCCCAAGCAACAUUCACUUGGGCAGCUGCAAUCGAGGUACAGAUAUCGCCGCCACCCCAAAAACGAUGGCGGCGGCGAUGGCGUUUGGAAAACAGAGGAGAAGAAGGAUGGUUAUUUGCAAUUGCACAAGAACAAAGGGCAGCACCUCUUAACCAAUCAACGAAUUCUCGACAGUAUUGCGAAAUCCGCGAUAAAACCUACCGACACCGUCCUCGAGAUCGGACCCGGCACCGGAAAUCUCACCCUCAAGCUUCUAGAAGCCGCCCAGAUGGUCGUCGCCGUCGAACUUGAUAAGCGGAUGGUGGAGGUUCUUCAAAAGCGAGUUGCGGAGAGUGGGGUUCAAGAUCGUUUGACUGUUAUCUGUAAAGAUGCAUUGAAGGCGGAGUUUCCACCGUUUGAUCUUGUUGUGGCGAACAUUCCAUACGGAAUAUCUUCGCCUCUGGUGGCUAAAUUGGUGUACGGGGCAAGGCCGUUUCGGAGCGCCACACUGCUGCUGCAAAAGGAGUUUGCGAGGAGAUUGUUGGCUAAGCCAGGCGACUCGGAGUUCAACCGCUUGGCUGUGAAUGUGAACCUGGUGGCGGAUGUGGAGUUUGUCAUGGAUGUGAGCAAGAGGGAGUUUGUUCCUUGCCCAAAAGUCGAUUCAUCCGUGGUUAUAAUAAGGCCAAAACCUGAGGUUCCGAACGUUGAUCUAAACGAAUGGUGGGCUUUCACGAAAGCUUGUUUCUGUAAGAAGAACAAGACGCUUGGGGCUACAUUCAAGCAGAAGAAAAAGGUGAUGGAGCUACUGGGGAUGUCCAAACUGGCAGGCUCAAAUGGUGAAAGCAAAGAUUAUAUUAGCAGCACUGACAACGACGACGAUGAAGGAGAGAGUGAUGAAGAGGAGUUUUCUCCGUCUCCUUGCUCGGAAAUGGGGGCAAGUUCUUUCAAGGAGAAGUUAAUGGGGGUUCUGAAAUCAGCUGAUUUCGAAGACAAGAGGCCUUCGAAGCUGUCGAAUGAGGAGUUACUGCAUCUACUGGCAUUGUUUAAUCAAGCGGGAAUAUAUUUUCAUGAUCAGUCCAAGAGUAGGAAUGCAGAGAAUGAAUCAUUUACUGUUGCUUACAGUUGAUAGCUAUUAGCUUAAACUACUUGGAGGGAAAUUCAAAUUUGAGCAUGAAGAAAAAAGGCACACCGCUCUAAUCAAUUUGGCUAUGUCCAAACUUGCAAUAGCUAUUAACCUAUUAGCUACGUGGUGUUGUCACAAUUUCACUCA